Messenger RNA from Halteromyces radiatus, 468 nucleotides. RefSeq lists its product as uncharacterized. The coding region runs from base 19 to 468 and encodes 149 amino acids. Lineage: Eukaryota; Fungi; Mucoromycota; Mucoromycetes; Mucorales; Cunninghamellaceae. The record is from RefSeq and is a predicted model, not a curated record. The transcript has a single exon.
UGAAUAUCCGCACUUAGUAUGAAAGGAACGAUUGAACAAUAUCUUUUUUUUAUUGGAUUUAUAUUUCCAUUAGCGUGGUUCAUAGGAAGUACUGAACGAUCGUGUUGUUGUUGUUGUUAUAUUACUCGAUAUUAUGAUGAUAAUGAUGAUUCAAAAUGGACAAAUCAAAAUAAAGAUAAUGCCAAUAAGGAUAAUGAUGAUGGAUUCAUUAUUAUUCAAAAACAAAUCAUAGCAGCUGAUCAAUGGAGAAAACGAUGUCGAAUAGCUGCUACACUAUUCUUAACUACCUGCAUUGUAGUUGCUGCCAUUUUGAUGAUAUUUCAACCUACGACAUUUGGAUUACUUUCAAGUAAUACAUCUGCUGAUACUUCAUCCGCUUCAUCUACCGCGAAUAGGCCUGGUGUACCUAUCAAUGGUUCCAAUACGUGGGGAGACACUGUUGCUGGUAUAGGUGUUUCAUCCGUUUAA